Molecule: messenger RNA, 378 nt
Organism: Trichechus manatus latirostris (Florida manatee)
Lineage: Eukaryota; Metazoa; Chordata; Mammalia; Sirenia; Trichechidae
Product: histone H2B type 1-A-like
Exons: 1
Coding region: 1-378 (125 amino acids)
Cellular component (GO): nucleosome
Molecular function (GO): protein heterodimerization activity; structural constituent of chromatin; DNA binding
Source: RefSeq, a predicted model, not a curated record
AUGGCUGAGCCUUCUGGCGUUUGCCUUAGCAGCAAGAAGUCCAAGAAAGCUGGCUCUAAGACUAAGAAGCAGAAGACGCAAAAGCGAAGCCGUUGCCGCCGCAAUUGUUUCUGCCUCUUUAUUUACAGGACCCUGAAGAAGGUUCGCGCUGAACUUGGCAUUUCACGGAGGGCCGUGGGCGUCAUCAAUUGUUUACUUAACGACAUCUUGGAGCGCAUCGCAGAAGAGGCCACCCACCUGGCCCGUUACACCAGUCACUCGACCAUCACAUCCAGAACGCUCCAGACCGCCGUGCGCCUGAUGCUGCCCGGGGAGAUUGGCAAGCUCGCAGUGUCCGAGGCCACCAAGGUCGUUACUAGGUACAAAAGCCGCAAAUGA